AUGUCGGACCGGGUAAAGCAAGUUGCAGCCGAAGAAGCUGAGAGAGUCAAGGCAAUGACCGUGGAUGCCUUCCAGUCCCGAGCCUAUUUGUAUCCUUUCAAGGGCGUUUUCUACUUCACCACCCACAAAGACCUAUGGCGACCAUUGAUCUCCAAACUGACCCCUACCCUUACCCUCAGCGUCGGCAUCACCACUCUGAUGUUCCUCGUCGCAUAUGUCCCUCAAGCUGCAAUCAUGGCAUUUACCUCGGGACCCAUCGCAGCCAUUUCUGCAGCUCUGCUCACCCUCAGCGAAAGCUCUACUCUCAUCAAUCUCCUCGCAAAGACCUUCCUAAUUGAAGAUGCCCUCGUUGAUACCUUCGAUGGCACGCUGCUAUCACAAAACUGCACAAACUUGGUGGGAGAGGGGAGGCAAAUACAGGGCGGAGGCGACAAUAUCGCUCGGUUGGGGAAGCUGGUCAAGAAGCCUUUUGCCAAGUUCACCCCAAAUGCCAUCGUUCGGUAUUUGCUGUACCUGCCACUCAACUUCAUCCCUGUUGUUGGCACGGUAAUAUUCAUCAUCUUACAGGGAAAACGAGCGGGACCGGCUGCCCAUACAAGAUAUUUCCAGCUCAAGGGAUGGUCCAAGAGAGAGCGAGAAAUUCACGUCGAGGAGUUCCGUGGCGGAUACACCUCGUUUGGUGUGACAGCGUUCGUCUUGGAAAUGAUCCCGUUUGCAAAUCUUAUCUUCGCUUUCACAAACACUGUGGGUGCAGCACUUUGGGCCGCCGAUGUUGAAAAGAAGGCAACAACAUCAUCUCGGGUACGCGAACUGGCUCAGAAGGCUGAUUGA
This is a messenger RNA of Capronia epimyces CBS 606.96, 831 nucleotides long. RefSeq lists its product as uncharacterized. Gene Ontology annotation, cellular component: prospore membrane; lipid droplet; ascospore wall. The coding region runs from base 1 to 831 and encodes 276 amino acids. Lineage: Eukaryota; Fungi; Ascomycota; Eurotiomycetes; Chaetothyriales; Herpotrichiellaceae. The record is from RefSeq and is a predicted model, not a curated record. The transcript has 2 exons.